Molecule: messenger RNA, 925 nt
Organism: Panicum virgatum (switchgrass)
Lineage: Eukaryota; Viridiplantae; Streptophyta; Magnoliopsida; Poales; Poaceae
Product: VQ motif-containing protein 25-like
Exons: 1
Coding region: 128-775 (215 amino acids)
Cellular component (GO): nucleus
Source: RefSeq, a predicted model, not a curated record
UGAAUAUCUAAUAUGCACUACAUUCAUUAAACUUGGGGGUACUAUAUCAUUGCAUGAGCAUUAUUAGCAUUAACUACGGCACUACUCAACAUCGACCAUUGGAUCGCUGAUCAGACGGCUGUGCUGGAUGCAUCAGCAGAGGUUCCCCAUCCAAGAUCCAAUGGCUCCAAACCACCGGAGGUGUCUAUAUAAACCUCCUCCCGGCCCGGCUUCCUCUGCACUGGUAACCUCCACGCCUCCUUCCUCGCGUCUCUCUCGGCAGGCGAGCCUCGCUAACACACCACUCUUUGGCGACGCGAUGAAGCACGCCGCGAAGCUCCCGUCCCGUGGCUCAGCGUCGUCGUCGCCCGCGACGUCCGCGCACAGGCUCUCCCACUCCAUCGCGAAGCAGCCGCCGCGGAAGAUCAGGAUCAUCCACGUCCUGGCGCCGGAGAUCAUCAAGACGGAGGCACGGCACUUCCGCGAGCUCGUUCAGCGGCUCACCGGGAAGCCCUCCCCGAACGGCUCCGGCGCGGCGGCGUCCACCGAGGACGCGUCGUCGUCCCCGCCGCCUCAGGACUCGUGCGACUUGUCGGCGCGCAACGAGGGCCCCGGCGCCGGCGCCGCGUCGCGGAUCGAGUUGGAGGUGAAGGAGGAGCCCGAGACGUCGUCGGGUGACGAGGGGGGAGGGUUCCUGCGCGCACUCGAGUUGGACGGCUGCAACAACAUGUUCUUCCAGGGGCUGGAGGAUUUCCUCUUCAGCUCCUGUGACAUGGAGUCCGGUUUCAAUUUCUGAUCAGGUGCAUGCGUUGGGGAAGCUGGGCAUUUUUCUCCAACCUCUUGAUCUGUCAUUCUCUUCCUGCAUUACAGAAGAAUUUGUAGUUAUGAGAUGAGGAUCUCGAGUUUGCUCAGUCUGCAAAGAUAAAUCAUCAGACAUGCUUUCCUC